AUGGGUUCGCAGAAGAAGAUGAUCACCAAAGGCAAGAAAAGCAUAGGCCGACAAAGGAUAGAAAUCAAGCUACUGGAGGAGGAGAGCAAAAAACAGGUAACUUUCUCAAAGCGCCGUUCAGGUCUCUUCAAGAAAGCCGCCGAGCUUUGCAUCUUGUGCGGCGCUGAAGUUGCUGUCAUCGCCUACUCCACGCACGGCAACGUGUUCUGCUUCGGCCACCCGGAUGUCGAAACCGUCGUCAACCGCUAUCUCUCGGGAAACACGUGUUGCCCGUCAAAGAGCCUUAACAACGUUGUGCCUGUGGAUGAUUUCAAUAGGCAACACGCCGAGGCCCAGAAGGAGUUGGAAAAGGAAAAGAAGCGUUUGAAGGAGAUCGUUGAGAGGCAGGCAAAGGAGAAGAAUGGUGGGUUCUGGUGGGACGAGCCGUUGGAUGAGAAUAUGGGGUUGGAGGAGAUGGAAGAAUACCUGAGGGCUUUGACUGAGGUUCGCCGGAAAGUGGCUGCCAGGGUGGAAGAGUUUAGGAUGGCCAGAACAUCUCUGCUGCAGCCGGUGGAUAUGGCGGCAGGUCUUGGAAAUUAUAUUAAUGGUUUGGGCAACGAUUUUGUCAUUCAGGAUUUGGAAGGUGGCAGUGGUAGUACAGGUUUUGUUGGGUCUCAUGGUCAUGGUCAUGGUUAUGGUUAUGGUUUUGGUUUUGGUUUUGGACAAGGGCAGAUAUGA
This is a messenger RNA of Alnus glutinosa, 717 nucleotides long. RefSeq names its product agamous-like MADS-box protein AGL61. Gene Ontology annotation, biological process: regulation of transcription by RNA polymerase II. Gene Ontology annotation, molecular function: RNA polymerase II cis-regulatory region sequence-specific DNA binding; DNA-binding transcription factor activity, RNA polymerase II-specific; protein dimerization activity. The record is from RefSeq and is a predicted model, not a curated record. NCBI's taxonomy places the organism in Eukaryota, Viridiplantae, Streptophyta, Magnoliopsida, Fagales, Betulaceae. Bases 1 to 717 code for a protein of 238 amino acids. The transcript has a single exon.